GGGACCGGACUGGGCCGAGCGGAGCCAAAUGCUGCGGGCGGCAGCGCGGGUGCUGCGCGGGGCGCGGACCCCCCCGGCGCGGGCACGCUCGGGCUCGGCGCCGGGCCCCGUUCUGGGGCUGGUGUACGAGCGGCACGGGGAGCCCGCGGGCGUCGUGCAAUUAAAGGACAUUGAGUUGGCCAAGCUGGGGGACUCUGAUGUCCAUGUCAAGAUGCUGGCAGCCCCCAUCAAUCCUGCUGACAUCAAUAUGAUCCAAGGGACCUACGCCACCCUGCCCCCACUGCCAGCAGUAGGAGGGAAUGAAGGUGUUGGGGAAGUGCUGGAGGUCGGGCGUCGUGUGGCAGCGCUGAAACCUGGGGACUGGGUCAUCCCAGCCACCAAUGCUCUUGGGACGUGGAGGACGCAGGGAGUGUUCCCCGAGGAGAGCCUGCUGAAGGUGCCCAGCGACAUCCCCGUGCUGUGCGCCGCCACGCUGAGCGUCAACCCCUGCACGGCGUUCCGCAUGCUGGCGGACUUCGAGACCCUGGCACCAGGUGACUCCGUCAUCCAGAACGCUGCCAACAGCGGCGUGGGCCAGGCUGUUAUCCAGAUUGCCAAAGCCUCCGGCAUCAAGACCAUCAAUGUGGUGAGGGACAGACCUGAUCUCCCAAAGCUGGUUGAGAGGCUGAUGGCCUUGGGUGCAGACCACGUCAUCACAGAGGAGAUGCUGAGAAAGCCAGAGAUGAAAGAGAUAUUUAAGAGCGUCCCAAAGCCUCGGCUCGCCCUGAACUGCGUCGGGGGCAAAAGCACCACGGAGAUGCUGCGGCAUCUGCAACCCAAAGGGACUAUGGUCACCUAUGGGGGGAUGGCAAAGCAGCCUUUGAUGGUGCCUGUGAGUGCCUUCAUCUUCCGGGACGUGCGGCUCCGCGGCUUCUGGAUGACACAGUGGAGGAAGGACCAUGCCCAAGACCAGGAGAGCCUGGACACCAUGAUGGACACCUUGUGCCAGCUCAUCCAGAGGGGACAGCUCACAGCACCAGCCUGCACUGAGGUCCCACUCCAGGACUACAAGGCAGCACUGGAGAAUGCCAUGAAACCUUUCAUAUCCUCCAAGCAGAUCCUUCUCCUGUGACCUCCAGCUCAUGGGCUGAGCCCUGUGCUGCUCCACCACAGCCAAGCUUUGCUGUCUUGUCCACCAACAAGAGAUGCUUAGGGGGAAAAGAAAAAACCUCCAGAUCCAUUGAUUUCACUUUAUUUUUAAACUUCUGGGUGCCCCCUUGAAGUUUGCAAAGCCUCUGCAGCUUUGCAUGGAUGGCAGCCUGGGGAAUGGUGUCUGGAGGGAGGCUGCCAUCAUUCUCUGGGUGCAAGAGGAAGCUCAGGGAGCUUGGGGCAGCAGCUCACUCUGCUCAAGGUAGCAAAAGAGCCACAGUUCCCCCUUCAUGUUUGUUUUGGGGGCUGGGGGGAACUGCACCUCCACCUCCAGCCUGGCUUAGCAGCUGUCAGUGUUGUUGUGCUGUUUGUGUUGUCCCUCAGGGUGAUUUUUGACUGCUUGUGGGUGAUUUUGCAGGGUAGCAUGGAGAUGGUUGCCUUUCUCCCAGCUGCCUCUAUCCAGUGGUGCUGCA
This is a messenger RNA of Dryobates pubescens (Downy woodpecker), 1601 nucleotides long. RefSeq names its product mitochondrial trans-2-enoyl-CoA reductase (gene MECR). The transcript has 10 exons. Gene Ontology annotation, molecular function: trans-2-enoyl-CoA reductase (NADPH) activity. Lineage: Eukaryota; Metazoa; Chordata; Aves; Piciformes; Picidae. Gene Ontology annotation, biological process: fatty acid metabolic process. The record is from RefSeq and is a predicted model, not a curated record. Gene Ontology annotation, cellular component: mitochondrion. The coding region runs from base 29 to 1111 and encodes 360 amino acids.